Messenger RNA from Diuraphis noxia (Russian wheat aphid), 698 nucleotides. RefSeq names its product protein mono-ADP-ribosyltransferase PARP12-like. Gene Ontology annotation, cellular component: nucleus. The record is from RefSeq and is a predicted model, not a curated record. Lineage: Eukaryota; Metazoa; Arthropoda; Insecta; Hemiptera; Aphididae. Gene Ontology annotation, molecular function: NAD+ poly-ADP-ribosyltransferase activity.
GUUAAUUACUCCACUAAAACGCAACAUUUUUGAAAAUCCUUUGUGAAAAUAUGAGAAGAACCUCUACUCCAAAUCUCAAGUUCGUACGUUGCAUAGUUUUUGAGUUACAGCGAUCAGCGUGCUUUGUCGAUUGGAUAGAGAUGGUCAACAUCCCGCAAAUGUAUGGCAUGUACUUGUUACGCAAAGAGGAAAUGCAGUUAGCUAUCAAUAGUGGAGCGAACGAUGUUGACGAAAUGUUGCUGUACCAUGUGACCUCCAAAUCCAGGGCCCUGGAGUCAUUGAAGAGCGGACUCGACUGGCGUCGUACCCAGCGCUCCAGAUACGGAUGCGGCGUGUCAUUUAGUGACGACGCUGAGUACGCCGACAAAUAUGCUGACAAUUCUACCGACGAAGAUGAACGAGUUAUCAUGAUAUGCUCCGUGCUCGUAACAGAAAUGUACGAGGUCGACCCCAAAUGGAACGAGGGAUACAGCUUGAUUAUUCCACCCGGCUUAGCCGACACAACAGUGAGCCGUAAUGGCUUCGUCUAUGUCAAAUACAAUGAUUUUGACUUCUAUCCCCUGUAUUUGGUGUACUACUCCUAUAAGUCCGGUGAUGAAGACGAUGAUGAUUAUGAUGACGAUGAUGAUUACGAUGACGAUGAUGAUGACGAUGACGAUCUGGGUCUUAAGAAAUUAAUUGUUAAAGAACAAGUUUAA